This is a messenger RNA of Aegilops tauschii subsp. strangulata, 534 nucleotides long. NCBI's taxonomy places the organism in Eukaryota, Viridiplantae, Streptophyta, Magnoliopsida, Poales, Poaceae. The record is from RefSeq and is a predicted model, not a curated record.
AUGCCUGAUCCGUCGGCCCCCGCCCGGUUCGCCGACUUCCUGGACCUCCCUCCGCCGCGGGUGCUGCAGAGGGCAUACAUCGGCGUCCGGCAACGCACGUGUGGGGCAUGGGUGGCAGAGAUCACUUAUUGGGAGGCCCACACGAGGAAGUGGGUCGGGUCGUUCCCCAUGGCGAAGCUUGCAGCGAUGGAAUACGACCGGUGGCAAGUCCAAUUCCAUGGCGCUGCCGCGAGGCUCAACUUCCCGUUUGGGACGGUGUCAGUCCACCUCGUCCCACUGGCGUCGGGUAUGCACCCCGAGCUCGUGGAGACGGAGAGGGCGAUAUUCGCCGACAGUGGCGGAAAGGUCAUCGUCGUCUCUGACGACAAGGUGCAAGGCGGCGAGGAGGAGCAGGAGUUCGACCUCGAGGAGUGGCAGCGCAUCUUCCCCGGCUGCGACGACGACGGCACCAGCACGAACCCAUGUCACCAGCGGUGGCCUGUUGAGGAAAGAUUGGCUCGACCUCCACUAUGGCCGACGAGUGGUCUAGUGUAG